Messenger RNA from Solanum lycopersicum (tomato), 1394 nucleotides. Its product is annotated as cyclin-D3-3. Gene Ontology annotation, molecular function: cyclin-dependent protein serine/threonine kinase regulator activity. NCBI's taxonomy places the organism in Eukaryota, Viridiplantae, Streptophyta, Magnoliopsida, Solanales, Solanaceae. Gene Ontology annotation, biological process: regulation of cyclin-dependent protein serine/threonine kinase activity; mitotic cell cycle phase transition. Gene Ontology annotation, cellular component: nucleus; cytoplasm; cyclin-dependent protein kinase holoenzyme complex. The record is from RefSeq and is a predicted model, not a curated record.
AAGUCCCAUGAUAUAAACACAAACAUUUUCCCUACUAUAUCUCACUCCGCCCUCUUCCCUAACUCCACAAAAAACACAGAAAAAAAUGGCUGAAAUGAGCCUAUUCAUCUACCAUUAGCUUCUUCUUCAACCAAAAAAAGGAAAAAAAAUGAAGUAAAUGAAAACCCCAAACAUCCCUCUUCUUCACAGAAGAAGCAGAAGAAGAUGGCAUUUGUAAUAGACUCUUUGUAUUGUAAAGAUGAGACCUUUCAAGUGUUUGAAGUAAAACCCAAAUCAGUCACUUUGUUAAAUCAAGAUUUGAUAUGGGAAAAAGAGGAAUUAGAGUCUUUGUUGUCUAAAGAAGAAGAAAAUCAAAUGUAUAAUGUUGUAAUAAACAACCCAUUUUUGUCUGUAUUUAGAAGUGAAGCAAUUGAAUGGAUUCUUGAAGCUGUUGAUUAUCAUAAUUUCUCUGCUCAAACUGCAAUUCUUGCUGUAAACUACCUUGAUAGGUUUCUUUUUAGCUUACAGUCACAAAAUCAUGAUGAUGAGAAGCAGCCAUGGAUGAACCAACUUGCUGCUGUGACUUGUCUUUCUUUAGCUGCAAAAAUUGAAGAGACCCAAGUGCCUUUACUUCUAGAUCUCCAAGUGGAGGAAUCAAGAUACUUGUUUGAGCCAAAAACAAUUCAGAGAAUGGAGAUAUUGCUACUUUCUACACUAAAGUGGAAGAUGAAUCCAGUAACCCCAUUUUCAUUUCUUGAUUAUUUCUCAAGAAGGCUUGGAUUAAAUGACCACAUUUGCUUUGAACUUCUAAGGAGAUGUGAGAAGGUGCUUUUGUCCACGAUUACCGAUUGUAGAUUUAUGUGUUAUCUUCCUUCUGCUAUGGCUGCUGCUACAAUGUUACAUGUUAUUGAUAAGCUAGAGCCUUGCAUUGGACAAGAAUAUCAAGAACAACUUUUCGGCAUUCUUGGAGUAGUUAAGGACAAUGUGACAGAUUGUUGUAAGCUAGUUCAGGAGGUGGCUUCCAACGUUGAUUUCAACUCAAACAAACGCAAAUUUGGUGCAUUGCCAGGAAGUCCCAUGGGAGUUAUGGAUGUCUCAUUCAGCUCAGAUAGCUCCAAUGACUCGUGGGCGGUGGCUGCAUCCGUUUUUUCUUCUCCCGAGCCAUCAUCAAAGAGGACUAGACCACACGAGAAGGAAAAAUGAUGUUGCAUCUUGCUCGAGAUGAUUAAGAGAGCUUUUUUCACUUACAUGGCGAGACUCGACUCUCGAGUAGACAAUGCAGCUUCCAGUAACCCUUUAAAAUCAAUCAAUGGAUUCUCAAAAUUUGUCUAUGAAUUAGUUGCUGACAUUUUAUUAGGAGGAAAUCAAAAUGUUUAUGAACAGAGUUGAAAAUAAUUUUAUGUCAUAUUCUUCUU